Messenger RNA from Photinus pyralis (common eastern firefly), 2986 nucleotides. Its product is annotated as nephrin-like. The transcript is spliced from 11 exons. The record is from RefSeq and is a predicted model, not a curated record. Lineage: Eukaryota; Metazoa; Arthropoda; Insecta; Coleoptera; Lampyridae. Gene Ontology annotation, molecular function: protein binding. The coding region runs from base 1 to 2241 and encodes 746 amino acids.
AUGGCGUAUACGUUCGUUCUUACAAUACCACCACAGAAGCCUACCAUAAUAGACGAAAAAGGCAAAGAAAUAUUAUCCGUUGCUGGUCCAUACGAUGAAGGUGGCGACAUAAAACUUACCUGUAUAGUGAGUGGAGGAAAACCCGAACCUACCAUAAGAUGGUGGCGAGGUGAGAAACUCAUCGAUUCUGUCGAUACAAGAAGUGGAUUUGUGAGCGUUCGUUCCAAUCAGCUCGUUAUUAAAAGUCUUAAAAGGUCUGAUCAGCAUGCAGUAUUUAUUUGUCAAGCAUCCAAUAACAACUUUAGCCAACCUGUGUCUGCUUCAAUCACCCUGGAAAUUUAUUUUCGACCUUUGAUAGUGGAAAUAUUGAGCAGCAACCAGCCUUUUUCUGCGGAUAGAAAGUACGAGAUACCUUGCCAAACCUAUGGAUCUCGACCUCCAGCUAAAAUUUCGUGGUGGAUGGAAAACAAAGAACUGAAAUCGUACACGUUCAACCACACUCAAACGAAUUCGGCUGAUGGAAACAUGAGCACGUCUCUUCUUACGUUCACGCCGACGAGGUUAGACAAUGGAAAGGCAUUAACGUGUAGGGCGACGAAUCAAUUAGUACAAGGUGGUGUUGAAGAGACAACAAUCAAGCUAAACGUAUUUUAUGUACCGAUCCUGCAUCUAACCUUGGGAUCAAAUCUCAACCCCGACGACAUUGAAGAGGGUGAUGAUGUUUACUUCGAAUGUAAAGUCAACGCCAAUCCCUGGGCAUAUAAAGUAUUGUGGAAGCAUAACGGUCAAAUUAUGCAACCGAACCAAAAGAAAAUUAUAAUGAGCAACAGUGAUCUCGCAUUGCAAGGAAUUUCUAGAAACCAAGCUGGAAAUUAUUCAUGUACAGCUUCCAAUGUCGAAGGGGAUGGAGAUAGUAACGUUGUCGAAUUAAAAGUGAUGUAUAAACCUGUCUGUCGACCCAACCUAAAGCCGGUCUAUGGGGUCGCAAGACACGAAAACGCACACAUUCUGUGCGAAGUUGAAUCUUACCCACCCCCGGAUAGCUUUAAGUGGUCGUUCAACAAUACGGCAAAUACUGUGGACGUCCCGCAGAGUCGCUUUCAGUCCGGACCGCAUCACUCCUCCUCCACCCUAACCUACACCCCGGUAACCGAGUUAGAUUACGGCACCGUAAUGUGUUGGGCCAACAACCUUGCAGGACGUCAACAGGAACCUUGCGUGUUUCACAUUUUAGCCGCCAGCAAGCCGGACCCUCCUUUCAAUUGUAGCAUACUAAACCAAACCUCAGAGUCGUUAGAGGUACAAUGUAUAGAGGGGUUUGACGGCGGACAACCCCAAUAUUUUCUACUGGAAGUGUAUGAUCAACAGAACGGGUUUCUAUUAGGAAAUAUUUCCGCAAAGUUCGCCGUAUUUAACGUUAGCGGAUUGGACUCCGGAAGAAAUCUCAAGAUGGUUGUUUAUGCUGCCAACUCUAAAGGAAGGAGCGAGUCUGUUCUAUUGGAGGGAUUUACGCUAAAAGUGGCGGAAAAACAAACAGUCUUAUCCUUGGGAACAAGCGAUCAAAUUGAAAUUGCACCAAUGCUGGGUAUCUUGAUAGGGAUCGUGACUGCUUUACUACUCGUAUCGGUGGUAAUCUUAGGAGUUGUUAAAAUCCGCUCAUCUCAAGGGGAAGGAUCUCAUAUUCUCAGACCAGGAUUUCUACCCGUAAAAGAGAAAGUUACUCUGCCAUUACGAUCGGAGUCAGAAGACCUCUUCGAAAAGGACGAUAAAAAUCCCGACGUAGUGCCCGCUAACAAAGAUUCCGACUACCAAUUGGGGUCAGCCGCACAAACGCCAGGGUUAAAUAAUUCAGUGAUAUCCGCAGAGUAUGAAGGUUCAGGUCAACAUAUUACACCCUUGACUGAAGCUUACAUAACCAGGGAUCGGGCGUAUGCUCCGCAGCCAGUAUCGAAUGAAGUAACCUACGCCGAACUGUCAAUCACACGUCCCAAUUCGUUGGAACCUAUCAAGAAUGGCGUUAAUCAAUAUGGAAGUUUGCAGCGAAGAGAUGAACCUACAAUAUAUGCACAAAUAGAUCAUAGUAGGCGACCACCUCCGGCACCAGUUAAGACGUCAAUCACUUCACCUAUUAUAUCACCUGUUUCGACUCUGUUUCCUACAGCCAAACCUAGUUUAUAUCAUAGAGAAGUUGUCACAGUUAGAACGCCGCUGAUGGGUUGUCAACAAGAAAGUUGUGUUUAGAUUAGAUAGUAGAAAUACCGAAUAAAUAACUUCCUGAAAGGCAUUUAGAUUGUACUUCGUAUAAUGUUUUCUAAAAAAAAUGGACAAUAAAUAAUGAAUAAUUCUAGCUAUGUAAAUAAAAAUGAAAUAAAUCAAUUUUUACGGAUACAGACAACGUACUAUAAGGCAUAUCUUGUAAAAUAUUUUACCAUAUCCUUAAAACUCAUUUGGGAAAAGUUGAGUUUAACAAAAUUAGUUAACAACAUCAUAUCUAAAAAUAUCAGAAUUUGUAAAUUCUUUGGAGAGAUGUCACUUCUAUUUUACCUAUCCACUUUUAAUGUACAGAACAAGCUCUAUCGUUACAAACGAUUGUAUUUCCUUCUAGUCUAUUUUUGCGUAUUAUUUAAUAAUGUUAAAGAAAGAUCCUAUGUAAAUAGAACAAAUAUAUUAUAUUUAAGGGCUAUUGUGAAUGGAAGUGUGAUAAAUGAAUGAGGUCGUAGCACGAGAAUUGUACACUUUGUAUAUACACAAGUUUAAAACCGUUAAAUUAAAUUAAUAAAUGUGAUAUCAUAUGCUUCAACCAGAACGAUGACAAAAAUUAUAUAAAUCAAUUCGUGUUUGAAAAUCACCGGGUUUACAUGUGCAUCAUUUCUUUGUAAACUCUGUGAGUGAAAUAAGAAUAUUAUUGUAACUUAGAGUAAUCUUUGGAAACCAUUCUUGUUGUACUUUAUCGUGUCUUUUGAAUAUAAUUUCUAAAAUAUCUUGA